This is a messenger RNA of Oncorhynchus gorbuscha (pink salmon), 1759 nucleotides long. Its product is annotated as lethal(3)malignant brain tumor-like protein 1. The transcript has 6 exons. Bases 458 to 1327 code for a protein of 289 amino acids. The record is from RefSeq and is a predicted model, not a curated record. Gene Ontology annotation, molecular function: protein binding. Lineage: Eukaryota; Metazoa; Chordata; Actinopteri; Salmoniformes; Salmonidae.
UUCAAUUUUUUCUCUAAAGCCGGACUCGGGCCGCAACAAGGUUGACGCACUGAGGCAAAAACGAACGAACGACCCCAACCAGGAGAAUGUCUGAACCCAUGUACCGCGAUUGGAUUUUGGACACUAUUGACUCACUGCGGUCGCGAAAAGCCAGACCAGACCUUGAAAGAAUUUGUCGAAUGGUCCGGAGACGACAUGGAUCAGCGCCAGAACAAACCAGCGAGGAACUCGAGAAACUGAUCCAAGAGCAAACAGUCUUGAAAGUUAACUACAAGGGCUCGAUUUCCUAUCGAAAUGCAGCCAAAGUAGUCAGAAGAAGCAGGAAAAAGGAUGAUCACACGACCAAAAGAACUGCGGUGGAAGAAGCUAACCACUCCGAUUUGAGCAACGGGGACAGCGCGCUAGGUCCCUUGACCAGGAUGAGACCGAGCAUUUGGAGAAUGAGCUGCCAGUGUCAAUGGAGGCAGACAGCACCAUGGAAGAGGAGGAAGAACAGGAGGGGGCUGAUGAAGAUGGCCAUGAGGGCUCCUCUCCCUCUCCUGGGGGUGAGGAUGCUGUGCAGGGGGGGUCUGGUGCUGCCCCCCCCUACUCUGCCCCCUGCUCCCCCAGCGGCUCUCGCCCUGGCCACAGCCCUGUGUCUGACCGCCCCUCUACCUGCACGACCAGUAAGAGGUCCAGCCCUCUGUCCCCCUCUAGUCCCCUGGCCCUCAGGCAGAAUGACUGUGUGUGUGACUCUGCCUUCUGCCCUGUUGAUCAUGGACCCUCAGGGAUGCAGAGAAACACAGGAACUGGGGCUUUAAAGACGAUACUACAGCCAUCGGGGACCUGUCCCUGGGUUCAGAAGAGCUUGGUGAAGAGAGAGAGAGAGGAUGGGGUGAGGAUGGAGGAGAGUGGCCUCACUUCUGACCAACUGGUUCCUGACUGUGUGGAUGAGACCAUGAAGGGUUCUGACAGACAGCCCAAGACGUUGUCUUUUCCUUCUGACGACUGUGCUAAAUACAAGAAGGGGAUGGACGUGGCCUCUUACGUGAUGGCUCAAGACGAUGUGAAAAACAGAGAAAUCUCUGUGAAGAAGGAGACGCUGAGGCAGAACCUAUUGCUGUGGAGCGUGGCGGACGUGGCCACCUACAUCUCUGCUGCAGGCUUUCCAGAGCAGGCUGUAGCUUUCAGAACACAGGAAAUUGAUGGAAAGUCCUUGCUCCUGAUGCAGCGCAGUGACGUGUUAACUGGCCUGUCCAUCAGACUUGGGCCCGCCCUAAAGAUCUACGAGCGCCACGUGAAGAUGCUGCAGAGGACCCACUUCCUGGAUGAGGAGGAUGAUCUCUGACCACGGUUGGGGGGAACAGAACAACACACUCCUCUGAGCAGCAGAUGUAUUCAUACAGUAUACACACAUACUGUGUUCACUGGAUCUCUAGACCCUUCUGUAACCAUUCAAGGAGGUGUGGGGAAAAGGACACCGUGGUCAUGACUUGGGCCUUGACAGUGAUUAUCAACAUGUGUACGUGGGCUUCCAUUCCACCUCUCUGUGGUACUGCUGUCACCUGACCCAUUCUGGUGGUAUUGCUUUUAUAGGACCCCUCUCUAAACUCAUAUAGGAAUGUUAGGAUCCUGCCUAAUGACGCUAUAGAAGUAAAGUGGAGGUCUGCCUGUUCUGUAAGGGGAGGUCUGCCUGUUCUGUAAGGGGAGGUCUGCCUGUUCUCUAAGGGGAGGUCUGCCUGUUCUCUAAGGGGAGGUCUGCCUGUUCUCUAAGGGGAGG